Morus notabilis is the source of this 1491-nucleotide messenger RNA. RefSeq names its product deSI-like protein At4g17486. The transcript has 3 exons. NCBI's taxonomy places the organism in Eukaryota, Viridiplantae, Streptophyta, Magnoliopsida, Rosales, Moraceae. The record is from RefSeq and is a predicted model, not a curated record. Gene Ontology annotation, molecular function: deubiquitinase activity. Gene Ontology annotation, biological process: protein deubiquitination. Bases 409 to 1104 code for a protein of 231 amino acids.
GUGGCUCACAAGGUGAGCACUUUCGGCUGCCGGAAGAACCUGAUUUUAAGAUUCUCGUUCUCUUCCCAGCAAACCAAAAAUACAAUUAAUUUAUUUAUUUAUUAAUUUAAAAAAAAACUUUAUUAGAAAGAUUUUAUAAUUCCUAAGAGCUUCUAUUCCCCAGUAUUAUCCCUCGAAGCCCUCGAGAAUUUUAGGAAAACUCUCUUCUCGAUUCAAACUCUCUUAUUUAUUUAUUAGUACAAUUAAAGCUUCUAUUCCUUUAUUUUUCUUUUUUGUUUUGUUGUUGGAAUCGGAGGUCAGCUUAUAUUCUCAGAAAUCGUUUUUUGAGAAAGAGAAAAAAAAAAAAAAGAUAAAAAAAAAAGCGAAGCGUGUGAGAGAGAGAGAGAGAGAGAGGGAUUGAGAGAGAAAAUGCUGUGUCGAAUGGUUAUGGUGCCGAGGAAGAAGAAGACUGGGAAGGUUCCGGUUUACCUUAAUGUUUACGAUCUCACUCCCAUCAAUGGCUACGCUUACUGGCUCGGCCUUGGGGUUUAUCAUUCUGGUGUUCAAGUCCAUGGCGUUGAAUACGCUUUUGGAGCCCAUGACCAUUCUACGACUGGAAUUUUCGAGGUGGAACCCAAGCUUUGUCCUGGUUUCACGUUCAGAAAAUCCAUUCUGAUUGGUAGGACAGAUCUGGGACCCAAAGAAGUUCGUUCGUUGAUGGAAAAAUUAGCAGAAGACUAUUCUGGGAAUACUUAUCAUCUCAUCACCAAGAACUGCAACCAUUUCUGCAACGACGUGUCUCUCAAGUUGACGGGGAAGCCCAUCCCUCGUUGGGUUAACCGGCUUGCUCGACUUGGCCUUUUCUGCAAUUGUGUUCUUCCGGCUGGAUUGAACGAGACAAGGGUUCGGCAAGUAAGAUCGGAUGGGGUUUGUGAGGGACAGAAGAAGAAACUAAAAAGCCAUUCAAGUAGGUUUCCUUCAUCUAGUCGUCCUCCUCCUUCGUUGUCAACAUCAUCGUCUUCUACUGGUUCAUCAUCCAGAAGCAGUAGACCAAAACGUUGUACCGCUCCAUCUUCGUCUUUGAUUCAUUCUUCUUCAAACUCAACUUUGUCUUUAAAGCUCUGAUUGCGUAAUGGGUGGUUUUCAACUUUCUAGGAAUCUAGAAAUUUAUAUAAGCAAAAGUUGGAGGGAAGAUGAGAAUAUUAUAUUCCUGCCCCAUUUUGUUUUCUGGUUCUGCUUAUCUUUGUCACUCAUAGUUGUGGAACAGCUGCUUCAAACUGAUGCAGCGCUUUCUCUCUCUGUAAAAUGCUUCAUUUCUCUGGCGUAUGAGGGACAUUACAUUUUGUAGUCAAUCUGUGUUCUCAAUGUGUUUGGUUCUGCUUGAAGAGAAAGAUCGGGUAGUGAUGAAUUGUCAUUGUAUAUAUGUCUGUACAUUAUAAUACAUGCGCACAUACACUUCCAAAAGUCUUCUAUAUGUGAAUGUUGGAGAGACGUCCAAAUUUAUUAUUAUAA